This is a messenger RNA of Panicum virgatum (switchgrass), 1779 nucleotides long. RefSeq lists its product as uncharacterized. The transcript has 3 exons. The record is from RefSeq and is a predicted model, not a curated record. The coding region runs from base 38 to 1435 and encodes 465 amino acids. NCBI's taxonomy places the organism in Eukaryota, Viridiplantae, Streptophyta, Magnoliopsida, Poales, Poaceae.
GCCCGAACCCCAAAACAGCCGUGCCGAGGAGCUCCCCAUGGCUUGCCGGAGCUGGCUUGCCGCUGCCUCCAGCGGAGGCACCAGCAAAACCCUCGCCGCCGCCGCCGCCGCCGUCGCUGAAGGUGCGCUCACCGCUUCGCCGCCACUCGCCGCUAGCCCGACCAAAGCCCUCUUCCUCCCAACGCGGCGCCACAGCACCACCGCAGACGCCGCCGCCGGCACCACCCCGCCGCCGACGUCGCCGUGGGUCAUCCUCGGCAGCAUCCCGCGCGUCGCGCAGGGCGGCGGCGAGGCCGACGUGUCCCUGGCGCUCGCCGCGCCCCCGCGCGCCUCGCGCCUGGCCGUCUCCGCGCGGGUGUUCCCGCACCGCCCCACGCCGCAGAACUUCCCCUUCGUGCUCGCCGCGGACGCCUCGGGGCUGCUCCUCCUCUCCGCCAUCCUCGACGCCCCGCUCACCCGCGUCGAGAGCCCCGACCGCCGGUCGCUCCGCUGGGUGGAAUCGGACCCGCGCUACUUCGUCCUGGACGCCGCCACGGGCUCCGCGCUCCGCCUCCCGGACCUGGGCCCCGGGGAGCCGGUCGAGCACCAGGCGCUCCUAGGCCUCCUCCUCUGCCCCGGCGGCGGCCGCCGCUACGUCGUCUCCGAGCUCCUGCCCCUCAUCGGCACCGACCGCGCCGACCUCCGCUGCUACUACUCCGACGCCGGCGCCUGGGUCAACAAGCGCGUGCGCUACCCGCUCCCGCCGCGCCCGCUGCCGCCGCUCCGCACGCUCGCACACCUCGGCAGGCUCUGGUGGGCCGACUACUCGUGGGGCAUCAUCACCGCUAACCCCUUCGCCGACCACCCCGUGCUCGGCUUCGUCCCGUUCCCCUGGGGCUGCGUGCUCCAGAGCAGGGAGGCCUGGGGCCUGCUCGACCAGUUCCGCUAUGUCGGGGUCAGCGCCGGCAACCUGUGCUUCGUCGACACCUACCCCUGCGGCGGCGACGGCGACCCCACCAAGGUCACCGUCUGGACCUUGCCCCACCCGUACGCCACCGAGUGGACACUGGAGCACGAGGCCACCUUCGCCGACAUCUGGGCCGACGACUCCUACAAGGCCACCAGCCUCCCCAAGAAGGCCCCCGUGCUCGCGCUCAUCCACCCCCACAACCCCGCCGUCGUCUACUUCUUCCUCGAGGGCCACCUCUUCGCCGUCGACGUGCCCGCCCGCAAGGUUGUCGAGUGCGACCGCUACCACCUGGUGGCGCCUCCUUGCAGCUACCCCAUCGCCAAUCGUUUCAUCCUCGCUUGGGAGCUGCCGCCAUCGGUCUCCUCUGAUCCGGGGAAUUGGUCGACUGACAUCAGCUUGUCUGAACCAACUGAAGCACCACCAUCCCGGCCAAUGCCCGGGGACUACCACUUGGUUGGUAACACCAGACAGACAUUCAUAGGAUGAGAGCUGAGGGGCAAAGGAUUGCCCUUUGCAGCUGUUCAAUCUCCUAAGGUUUAGGUAGCAAUGCUGGACUCGAGUUAUGCACAAUAUGAUGGCAUGUUUUGGCUGGGAUGUGGCAUGCUCUGUGUUGGUGACAUGUGUUUGGGUGCCUUGUUGCAGAUUAACUUAGCAUCCUCGUUUCUGUUCAUCGCAUGGCGUGCUGUUGCAACCCUAAAUUAUGUUUACUAGCUCCAUGGUACCAUCGGUCCGUUCUUUGGUGGAGCACUGGACUCGAUCACCAGGGCGUGACUUUGAUUAUGCUUAAUUUCAGUGACUUAAACCGCAAUGCUAUGCUAUGACUAUGCUUU